Messenger RNA from Ectocarpus siliculosus, 879 nucleotides. The record is from the annotation of a GenBank genome assembly. NCBI's taxonomy places the organism in Eukaryota, Phaeophyceae, Ectocarpales, Ectocarpaceae.
AUGGUAGCGCCUAUGAAAUCCCCAAGAGCCAAAGCAACAGCCUUCAAGCACCAGAUAUCGAGGAACCGCCAAGGCCAAGGGGAAUUGUUUCCGGUGAUGGUGCUGCGGCCGGAAGCAGGACUAACGACAACCGGGCUCGACGAGGAGACCCCUGACACCUCGACAUGCUGGGCCGAGGCAGUGGCUGAGCCAAUGGUACUGGUCCGACUACUGUUCUACAUUGGAGCAGCGUGGACAAUCUGGACGAAAUUUUCGAAGGCAUCAACGGAAGAUGUGGUAGCUGCGCAGGAACAGGCGGCAGCUGCAAGGGAGCAGGCUCCGGAGUACGCCGCUGAGCUCACGGCUUUCAGGGCAGACAUUGUAGCUGCCAGGCAAGAGGCGGCCGCUGCGAAGGAAGAUGCGGCCGCUGCAAGGAAACGGGCCGAGGAAGACCGGAGGGAACUUGCGGUGGCGAUGGAAGGCAUUGAGGCUACACUUGACGUUUGGAGGGAAGACACGGCCACCGAAACGAAGAAGAGGGAGGAGGAUAAUGAAAGGCUGUGGACGAAAUUUUCGAAGGCAUCAACGGAAGAUGUGGUAGCUGCGCAGGAACAGGCGGCAGCUGCAAGGCAGAAGGCUCGGGAGUACGCCGCUGAGCUCACGGAUUUCAGGGCAGACAUUGCAGCUGCAAGACAAGAGGCGGCCGCUGCGGAGGAAGAUGCGGACGCUGCAAGGAAACGGGCCGAGGAAGACCGGAGGGAACUUGCGGCGGCAAUGGAAGGCAUUGAGGCUACACUUGACGUUUGGAGGGAAGACACGGCCACCGAAACGAAGAAGAGGGAGGAGGAUAAUGAAAGGCUGGUGAGGCGACUCGACGUCUUGAGGGUGCUUAUUUGGUAA